This is a messenger RNA of Orbicella faveolata, 2001 nucleotides long. RefSeq names its product nitric oxide synthase 3-like. The record is from RefSeq and is a predicted model, not a curated record. Gene Ontology annotation, biological process: nitric oxide biosynthetic process. Gene Ontology annotation, molecular function: nitric-oxide synthase activity; heme binding; FMN binding. NCBI's taxonomy places the organism in Eukaryota, Metazoa, Cnidaria, Anthozoa, Scleractinia, Merulinidae.
UCGAGAUUGAAAGCAAUUAUUGAUACAGUUGAUCCCCCAUUUAGGGCUUUCACCUUGGUUUUGCAUCAAUAGGCUUUGUUGGUUUACAAAACUCUCGUUCCUGUUUUAAGCAGUCAGUUCAGACGUUUUCCUACGCUUUACGCCGUCUUCAUGUCUUCACUUCUAGUUUUGAUCGGCUUACUGGUUGGUCUGUGCGCGUUAGGUUCGUUUGGCCAUAUAAUAACUGUGGUUUAGGUCAGUUUAAUUUACAACACCCACUUGAAAACCUCUCUACAUUACGGCGGUUUUUGGUUGAGUGUCAUCCAAUCAGACGCAGAACUAAAACCAAUCAUGUCUCGCUCGCACGGCCCGCCCACGUUUUCCCGAGCUUGGCAUCUGUAUGAGUUUUGAUUGGUUCAUUGGACUGUCCGUGUCCUUUGUGAUAACUUUGUACUGGUUUUACGACGCUCGAUUGAAAACUGCUCUAUGGUGUCGUAAUAUGGAAGAUAAACGUUUGUUGAUUAAUUCCGAGACAAACCUCUCAAGGUAAUUGGUUUGUUUAAGUCUAUUCACCUUUUCUAUUUGUCCUUGUCUCUUGUAGUACUGGAAAUUCUCUCCAUCGGCCCAAAACUGACGUAUGUACUGCAGCACCCAUUGGUUGUCGUAGUAACUCCUCUGUAUUACCUAUGGACUGACUACUCAGAUCAAUAUGAAGCCAAUGUGAACCACCUGGAACUGUUCAAGCACCUCCGUUUUCCUGACUUUACAGUCUGGCCAGGUAAGGUGUGUAUGUGUCAUUGCUGGUGAAGAGGAGAUAAAAUGGACGACGAGGCUGGUGACGGGAGAAUAACGGUCAGCAUUGCGAAGCGCAAACUUGGCGGUGUUGGCUUUGUCACGAGUAGACGCAGCGCGAGUCCGUACCUCGCCGUGUCACACGUUGUCAAGGGAGGAGUAGCGCACGAGACAGGCUUGAUUCAGACUGGAGACGUCAUUCUCGAAGUGAAUGGGAAGUCCUUGGAAAGCGUGCCUUACCACAAGGCAUUGGAAAUUCUCGACAAAGUUCCCACCGGCGAGGAGAUGGUGAUACAAGUGCGCGCCAAGGACGGAUUCCGAGCGUAUCUGGAAACGGCCUUCGAUGACAAAGGUGCUGUAAAAACUGUGCGAAAGACGAGAGCAACAUCUCCUUCCAAAGCUCUCACGAACAUGAACAGCGAGUUGAAUGGAGAAGCACACGAGCCAAAAAGCCCCAAAAGGAAGCCAGCUUCGACGAAUGGACAAGACACAAGGAAAGAACAGCAUGUUGUAAACGAAGUGCUGCCGACCCCAACAAUGUCUAAUGGCGGACUGGAUCAUGAUACCAGAGCGUGUGAAAGCGGAAUACUCAGCGCGUCCAGUGAAAUUAAAAAAUGUCCGGUGACAAAUUUCAUAUCAAAACCCCAGCAGCCAAAAUACGUCAGAUUGCAAAACCUGCUUGACGGCCGGUACACGACUGACACACUUCAUCAAAAGGCCAUAGUCGUAAGUUAGAAAUUUCUUGUUAUUACUAAUGAUUUGCGUCUAUGCAACUAAUCUUUUUGGUUUAAAAAAGUUGGUAAUGAGGUCAAAUGUUUUACCAACAGCUCGAAGCAGGACAAACGGAUGGAUUUCUCACCAUGGUUCGGACGUCACUGGCUUUGGCACUGAAGGGAUUUGAUGCGCGUCAAAGUUAGAAAAAAAUGUGACGCAAGUCAAAGCACCUUUACCACAUCUUUGAUAAACGUGAAAGGUGUACUACCUUUGACCAAAAUCAAAAAAGGCCUUUACCAGAUUUGAUUUACAGUUAAAUUAAUCCAAGAUCACUCGAAUCAUGGUGCAUCAAAGGAACCGAAGAAUCCUUACCCAGAGUGGACUUUUCGACCUCAUGAUCCUAUUGAUCUUGGAUUAAUCUGUUUUGUAAAGAAACGCAAAAUCCGUUUUUAUGAUCUUGGAUUUUCCCAAAGAAAUGCACCCUAGGUCAAAGGUAGAUGCGAAGGGCGAUUUUUC